This is a messenger RNA of Insectozyma verbasci, 2913 nucleotides long. The record is from the annotation of a GenBank genome assembly. NCBI's taxonomy places the organism in Eukaryota, Fungi, Ascomycota, Pichiomycetes, Serinales, Debaryomycetaceae.
AUGCAUUUCCAUCUAAAUAGGAUUAGAAGGCACUCGACAGAAAGUGAUAGUAAACCAAAUAAUAUUUCAUCAACUGCGUCAAGAUUAAGAUCGUCUUCUUUAUCAACUAUAAGAAAUGUUAGAUCAAAUUCAAAAUCAAAUGGACUGCAUAACUCAACUACCUUAAGUCCAAAUCAUCAUUCUGAUCACAACUCAAAUAAUCAAAAUUAUAGCAUUUGUCAAUUUCUACAUGAUUUAAAUAUAUUGGAAAAUUUAGGAUUACAAAAACCAAUACCUAUAAAGACAACUACUCAAGGUUCGUUAUCAAAAACCAUUAAAAUGUAUGUUUCAAAUAGCAAUAACUGUAUUUAUUUACCCCCUGCAUCUUCUACUAGUUUUACAUAUGAAGAUGUUGAAAAUGGAGGUAUUAUAUCAACUGAUGAACAACCAGCACCACCAGCACCACCAGCACCACCGCCACCAUCACCACCACCUAAUUCAACAGAUGUAAUAACAUCUACAUCUACAUCUGCAUCUACAGCUACAAACUCAUCCAAUAAUUCUCAAAUUUCAGCUCCACCUACUUCCUCACCUAUGUUAUUAUCAACCAAAAUUGAUAGUGAUCAUCCAAUACCUCAUUUGUUUGCAGUCAUGAUUGAAGUACAAAAAGAAUCAACUAUUCAAUCAAUACUUAUUAAAUUUCAAUCAGUUACUCAAAUUUUAUGGCCAUCUGGUGAUAUUUACAAUAAAGGGCAUUCAAAAGAAAAAUUUAAAAUUGGUUCAUUACAAUGGGAAACAAAUUUGUCUGAAGCUGAUUAUUAUAUUAAUUAUUUAGGUGAAUUAAAAACAAAACUGAAAUUGAAUCCGGGUGAUUUAGCAAAAAGAACAAGAGAUUAUAAAUUAUUAGAUGAUUCUUCAACUACAAAAACAAAAGCUGUUCAAGAACAAGUAUAUAAAGCUGGUCUUUAUAUAUUUUUAUUACCUAUUUUAUUACCAGAUAACAUUCCACCUUCUAUAUCAUCAAUAAAUGGUAGUUUGUCACAUAAUUUACAAGUUAAUUUUAAUAAAAUUAGUGACAAAUUAAAUCGAAAACUAAAAGUCAACUCAAGUUAUAAUUUGCCAAUGGUUAGAAUUCCACCAAAUUAUUCAAAUUCUGUUGGUGACAAACCUAUUUAUGUUAACAGAGUUUGGAAUGAUUCAAUUCAUUAUAUAAUAACAUUUCCACGAAAGUAUAUAUCCUUGGGUAGUGAACAUGUGAUUAAUGUUAAGUUAGUACCAUUAGUUAAAGAUGUAAUUGUAAAGAGAAUAAAAUUUAACGUAUUGGAAAGAAUUACAUAUAUACUGAAGGAUUUAUCAAAAGAAUAUGAUUAUGAUUCAGAAGAACCUUAUUCUUUACAUUCAAAAGAUUCAAAUAAAAUUAGAGAAAGAAUUGUAUCAUUAUGUGAAUUGAAAACAAAGCAUAAACAAUCAUCAAGUAAUUUAAAUGAUCCAUAUAAAGAAGAAAUCAUUAGAUGUCCUGAUAAUAAUUUAUUAUAUUCAUGCUAUGAACAAGAAUCUGAUUUAUCAAAGCAUAAAAAACAAAAUAAUAAAUCAAUGAUUGCAUCUCCAUUAGAUAUAAAUAUCGCAUUACCAUUUUUAACUACAAAAAAUGAUAAAGAUAUUGAUGAACCAAUUUUAUCACCAACAAAUUCAAGAAAAGCAAGUAUUAUGAAUGAAUCAUCUCCAAGUUCACCCAUAAUUGGUGCUUUAGAAACAAAUUUAUCAAAUGUUGAUGAAAUUGGUUUACAUGAAUUAAAACGAGAUUCUUCAAAUUAUUUAACUGAUGAUUUAACUUCAAAACAUUCACCACCAGAAAAUAUUCAACAAGGUUAUACAAUUUUAAAUCGUGCAUUAUAUCCAGAUUCAAAUUAUCGUCAUAUUCAAAUUAAUCAUAGAUUACAAGUUUGCUUUAGAAUUUCAAAACCUGAUCCAAAAGACGAUUUUAAAAUGCAUCAUUAUGAAGUUGUUGUUGAUACUCCAUUGAUUUUAUUAAGUUCAAAAUGUAAUGAUCAAAAUAUACAAUUACCAAAAUAUGAUGAAAUCAAUGGAUUUACCACACCUACAUUUCGUAUACCUAAUUUUAAAUCUUCAGGGAUUGAAGUUAAACCAUGGAUUGUGGAAAAUGAAUUAAUUGAUGAUGAUUUACCAACAUUUGAACAAGCUACGAGUUCUGAAGAUUCUAUAAGUAGAAUCCCAUCAAUUUCACUGGCUCACGAUCCUGUUCCACCUCCAACUUAUGAAUCAAAUGCAAUGAUUAAUGGAGGUUCAUUAAAUAGUUCAAAUAUUGAUGAAAUUGUACAAGGUGGUCAUUUAUCAACUACACCAAGUUCAAAUAAUGUUUAUAAACCACAAAGAAAAGAUUCAAUUAGGGAAAGUUUAUCAAGUUCAUUUGCAAGAACAAACAACGCUAAUUCAAUUUCAAACAAUGCUAAUUCAUCCCAUCCUUUUGAAUCAAAUUCAUUAAGUGAUGAAGUUAGUUCUAUACAAUCAAAUUAUGAUGAAACGACACCUCCAAGUUCAACAAUACCUGAUUCAACAAGUAUAUCAAGUUCUAAUAAUUCCUCAAUUGAACAGUAUCAAAAUAAGCCCAAGAAAAAUAAUGAUGUAAUUGAUGAAGAGGAUGAUGAUAAUGAAAAUGCAAUUAUUGAUGAUGAAGAGGAUACAGAAAAUGCAAUAAUUGAUGAUGAAGAAGAAGAAGAAGAAGAUGAUGAUGAUGAAGAUGAUGCUGAUGAGGAUGAAGUCGGAAGUUUGAUUACACAAGAUAUUAAUGUAGGUGGUUUUGAUCAACGUAUUCCCUUAUUACACCAUGUUAGUUCGGAUACAAUCAAAACUUUUAAUCCCAGAAUUUCAACUGAGGAUUUAAUUCCACAGAAUCAAAGGACUUUUAUAAAUUAA